CAGUUAGUGGCAAUAUUUUCCGGUAGUUGGUUGGUUGGUCUUGGUUAAUUGCUGCGCUGCGAGUUCUCUCUGUCACUCUUAGCGUCGUUUAAUUUACUCGCGUGCAUUUAGUCUGUCUUUGUGGUGUUUUGUUCUAUUGACCAUUUAACACGAACUUUUUAAAUGUUUAUAUUUUUGUGAUAUUUAUUUUGUUUUUUCGUGUUCGAUUAAAUGUUUAAAAGAAAAUAUACUGUUGUUUCUUGAAUUUACGUUUAAUUUCCUCCUUUUGUUUAAAAAACCAACAAACUCUAAAAUGAAAAUCUCAACAAGUUCACUGUUGACACUGUUGGCCUUCGCUGGAAGCUGCUACUUCUCGUCGUUCUCUAAUGCUCAGUCAACAAACUCCUUUCAGCAAAAUUAUAACGAUGACAAUCCCCAUCUUAACGAAGUAUUAUCUCAAAUCUUGGUUCCACGAGUGGUGGGCAGUCCAGGUCAUACUGCAGUUCGUGAAUUUAUUGCAAAAGAAAUGCAAUCAUUAGGCUUUAACAUUGAAACAGACAAAUUUACAUCCAAUGUUCCAAUAUUUGGAAAUUUGACAUUUUAUAACUUGAUAGCAACUUACAACCCAGACGCUGAUGCAUUUCUUACACUUGCCUGCCAUUAUGAUAGUAAAUAUUUUAAAGACAUACCAAAUUUCCUGGGCGCCAUUGACUCAGCAGUUCCAUGUGCAAUAAUGAUUAAUGUGGCUAAAACUCUUUCUCCAUAUCUAAGUAAAAAUAUUAAAGGACGCAAGGAUAUUGGUUUGAUGUUAAUAUUUUUCGAUGGAGAGGAAGCGUUUUUAGAUUGGAAUGAUCAAGACUCCGUCUAUGGUUCUAGGCAUUUAGCUAGAAAACUUAGUGAGUCAACGUCAAUGCUUCGAAGCAAUCAGGUGACUCGAAACAUUGAUAAAAUCGAAGUUCUUGUGCUUUUGGAUCUUAUUGGUGCUGCAAAUUCGAAGUUCUACAAUUUCUACCCAAACACACAAAGUCUCCACAGUUCGUUGAGUGCAAUUGAGCAUUCGCUGAACAAACAAAAGCAACUGGAAGGUCACAAUUUGAUGUUUAUGAGGAAAUACGCAUCCGGUUAUGUUGAUGAUGACCACCGUCCAUUCUUACAACAAAAUGUUCCAAUUCUUCAUGUGAUCUCAACACCAUUCCCCAAACAAUGGCAUACCGCUGAUGAUAAUGCUGAGAACUUGCAUUGGCCAUCGAUACGUAAUUUCAACAAGAUCUUAAGAGUUUUUGUUUACGAGUACCUUAACAGACACACAGAGGGAGUGAAUUACAGAGCGUAGAGAAUUUUUGAUUUUUUUUUUUUUUAAGUGAAAAUGUUUUAUUAUAUCUUUACAACUUAUGUUAAUUAUUAAAAACAAGAUUUGUAUUUCGGAAAAUA
Eupeodes corollae is the source of this 1410-nucleotide messenger RNA. Its product is annotated as glutaminyl-peptide cyclotransferase. Lineage: Eukaryota; Metazoa; Arthropoda; Insecta; Diptera; Syrphidae. The record is from RefSeq and is a predicted model, not a curated record. The coding region runs from base 293 to 1312 and encodes 339 amino acids. Gene Ontology annotation, molecular function: glutaminyl-peptide cyclotransferase activity; zinc ion binding. The transcript is spliced from 6 exons.